Bicyclus anynana (squinting bush brown) is the source of this 3824-nucleotide messenger RNA. It is a transcript of the gene Hip1, whose product is annotated as huntingtin-interacting protein 1. The record is from RefSeq and is a predicted model, not a curated record. Gene Ontology annotation, biological process: clathrin coat assembly; actin filament organization; endocytosis. The transcript has 22 exons. Gene Ontology annotation, cellular component: actin cortical patch; clathrin-coated vesicle. Lineage: Eukaryota; Metazoa; Arthropoda; Insecta; Lepidoptera; Nymphalidae. Gene Ontology annotation, molecular function: clathrin-cargo adaptor activity; actin filament binding; phosphatidylinositol-3,4-bisphosphate binding. The coding region runs from base 347 to 3679 and encodes 1110 amino acids.
UGAGAUGAUGUCUUGCACUGUUUUGUGUUAAAUAAAUACGAUUUACCGAAAGUUUUUUCCGAAUUUAUUUGUAUAAUCCAGUGAUAGUGGUUUCCAGGAUACUAGGCUAGAGCUGGUAUUUUCUUUUAAAUAAGUACUUCAUCAGUCUCAAAUCUUGAUCGUAAUUAUUUUGUCAUUCCUAAAGUUUGAUCUUCGUAUGUGUAAAUCAUAUGGCGUCAUUAUCCUUACCCCGUGUUCUUCAAUUAAAGAAGAACAGCUUGGAUGCUGAGCGUGAGCAGUUUGAGAAGUUUCAGCGCCGUAACCCUUACUAAUGCAUGCUGUCACGGCUGUGCACUAACACGUUACUAUGGCAAACCCAGCAGACAAACGGUUCCACCAGCUGACAUUAGCUAUACAGAAAGCUAUAAACGCAAUAGAGACACCCGUCAAAGAGAAACAUGUUCGCAGUACUAUCAUCGGAACGUUUCAAGAGCAAAGCGCCACUACAUAUUGGAUGGUGGCGCUCCGGCAGCCUUUGCAAGACAACCGCAUCGUCGCGUGGAAGUUCUGUAACGUGACGCACAAGUUGCUGCGCGAGGGCCACCCCGCCUGCCUCGACGACUCGCAGCGCCACAUAAGUACCAUAGAGAACCUCGGCAAACUAUGGGUACACCUUCGAGAAGGUUACGGGAGAUUAAUAAACUUGUACAGCAAUCUGCUUGUGACCAAGUUGAAGUUCCACGCUCGCAACCCGCGCUUUCCCGGUAAUAUGCUGUUGACAGCUGAGGAACUAGACGCCAUCGCUGAAAAUGACGUCAACAACUAUUUUCAGAUUUGCGUGGAGCUGUUCGAUUAUAUGGACGAUAUUCUCACUCUGCAAGCUGCAGUGUUCGACAGUUUAGGCAACGCCAGAGCAAACUCGAUGACUGCCAGCGGGCAGUGUCGGCUGGCGGCGCUGAUUCCGUGCGCGCAGGACUCGUCGCACAUCUACGACUGCAACGUGCGCCUGCUGUUCCGACUGCACGCGUCGCUGCCGCCCGACGUGCUGGCCGGACAUCGAGAGAGGUUCCGACAGCAGUUUAAGAAACUAAGUUCAUUCUACAAACACGCGAGCAGUUUACAAUAUUACAGAAACUUGUUGACGCUUCCGGUUCUGCCUUCCAAUCCGCCUAACUUCUUACUGCAGAGCGACUUUGGCACGUACGUGGCGCCCGUGGUGUCGAUCCCGGAGCCGCCGCCUGAAGACAUGGACACUGUGGGCUCUCUCAUCGACACCUCCGACACUAUCAGUCAGACGACAACUCCAGACAUGGACAUGGUGGACACGCGCGCCACGCCGUCCCCCAUACCCGACCCCAUCAUAGAGCGGGACCGGCUCAUUGAACACCUUCAGAACGAACUCAAACGGAUGCGGUCAGAAGUGUCGCAGAUAAUACAAGAGAGGAAUACUAUGCUCGGGUCAAUGAGGGAACAUUGCACGCGAAUGGAAUCCCAACUACGUGCCACAAAGACUGAACUUAAUGAAGAAAAACAAAAGGCUGAAGUUUUAUUAGUGGAGACACCACAAAUAAAAAAAAAACUCACAGACACAGAGGAGAAAUCCAAAGUGCUGGACGAAAAAUUCCAAAAAUUAAAAGGAGCUUACACACAGUUGAGGGAAGAACACAUUACAUUGAUCAGACAGAAAGCGGAGGUGGACAAGUUGGCUGCGAGUUUACGAGCGUCUGCGGCUCAACACGAGACUGCUAAAACAGCUCUACAACAACAACUGAACGAUCGAAUGAAGGAUGUUGAACUUCUCCAACAAAGUGCAUCUUCAAGUGAAGAAAUAGAAGCAUACAAAAAUGAAAUAACGCAUCUCCGGAGUGAUCUAGAACAUGCAAUACUUAAAGCGGCAGAGUUGGAAUCUCUCAAAGCGUCCAUGGAAACGUUAGAAAUUGAGCAUAAAACAGUUGCUACUGAGCAGCAAGAUAAACUUACAGUACUAGCUAGCGAUCUUAAAGAGGCCAAAGAAAAUAUUGAAAAAUUAAAAACUGAUAUAACAGAUAAAGAUAGUGAGUUAAGUAAAGUGAAGGAGGAGUUAACAGGACUUAGAUCAAAAAGUAGUGAUGAAUACAAAAAAGCAGUGGAAGAAAAGGAAGAUGCAGUUAAACAGUUAUCUGAAUUGAAACAGCAGUAUGAACAAGAAAAAGAGUUGACUGAAGCUAGAUUAGAGCAUACGGAGAGCGAGAGACUGACCGCAGAGUGUGAAUUGCAGGACUUGUUGCAACAAAACACAGUCCUUGAGGCUGAUAUGGCGUCGCUCAAAAUACAGUUGGACGAGGCCAAUGCACUUAUCAAAAAACAAUCAUGGCGAUUGGUGGCAUGCGCCGGUGAGAGUGCCUUGGAGGUAGUGAACGGAGCUCUAUCUGCCUUCGAGAACUCCAACGCGCAAGACGCCAACAAACUGGCAGCAGAACUCGCUGCCAAGGCGUUCGAAGACCUUGCAAGAAAAAGCCAGAUCGAGGGUAAUGAGGAGCUAGUGGCCAAGUCGUCUAUCUUCGCAGCGCACAACACGGCGCAACUGUCGGCGUAUGUCGCUGAUCUGUCCAACAUUUCCACGGACCUGGAACUUUCUGAUAAACUGAACAACGAGUGCCGCAGUAUGCUGACGUCGACGAAGCAGUGCCUGGAGGCGGCGGCGGGCGGCGCGCUGGACCGCGCGGCGUGCAUGGAGGCGCGAGCGGGCGUGCAGAGCGUGGCGCGCGCCGCCGCCGCCGCCGACCGGCUGGCCCGCGGCGCGCGCAGCGUGGACGACGAGCUGGCCGACAUGGACAGCGCUAUCGAAGAGGCGGCCAGCCAGAUUGAAGGAAUGCUAGCAGCCAGCCGGGCGGGCGACUCCGGCGUCAAGCUGGAAGUGAACGAGAAGAUUCUGGACGCCUGCACCACGCUGAUGGGCGCCGUCAAGGUGCUGGUGCAGGAGUCGCGCAAGCUGCAGAGCGAGCUGGGCGACCCCACCACGCGCCUGAAGAUGUACCGCCGCAACCCGCAGUGGUCGGAGGGACUCAUAUCCGCGUCCAAGGCGGUGGUGUUCGCUGCUAAGCUCUUGGUGUCGUCGGCGGACGAGGCGGUGGGCGCGGCGGGGCGCGCGGAGGGCGUGUCGGCGGCGGCGCACGAGGUGGCGGGCAGCACGGCGCAGCUGGUGGCGGCGUCCCGCGCGCGCGCGCCGCCCGCCGCGCCCGCGCUCGCGCGCCUCACCGCCGCCUCGCGCGCCGUCGCCGCCGCCACCGGCGCCGUCGUGGCCGCCGUGCGCGCUGCCUCCGCGCUCGUGCGCGACCAGGAAACGUUGGACACGUCGGCGCUGUCGCUGACGGCCACGCGGCGGCUGGAGAUGGACAGCAAGGUGCGCGCGCUGGAGCUGGAGAGCGCGCUGGAGGCUGAGCGCGCCCGCCUCGCCGCGCUGCGCAAGCGGCACUACCACCUCGCGCAGCUGCAGGAGGUAACGCUGACCCGCAGGGACGCUGCACACGUCGGCGCUGUCGCUGACGGCCACGCGGCGGCUGGAGAUGGACAGCAAGGUGCGCGCGCUGGAGCUGGAGAGCGCGCUGGAGGCGGAGCGCGCCCGCCUCGCCGCGCUGCGCAAGCGGCACUACCACCUCGCGCAGCUGCAGGAGGUAACGCUGACCCGCAGGGACGCUGCACACGUCGGCGCUGUCGCUGACGGCCACGCGGCGGCUGGAGAUGGACAGCAAGGUGCGCGCGCUGGAGCUGGAGAGCGCGCUGGAGGCGGAGCGCGCCCGCCUCGCCGCGCUGCGCAAGCGGCACUACCACCUCGCGCAGCUGCAGGAGGUAACGCUGACCCGCAG